Messenger RNA from Carcharodon carcharias (great white shark), 3622 nucleotides. Its product is annotated as 5'-AMP-activated protein kinase catalytic subunit alpha-1-like. Bases 19 to 1695 code for a protein of 558 amino acids. The transcript has 9 exons. Gene Ontology annotation, molecular function: ATP binding; protein serine/threonine kinase activity. The record is from RefSeq and is a predicted model, not a curated record. Lineage: Eukaryota; Metazoa; Chordata; Chondrichthyes; Lamniformes; Lamnidae. Gene Ontology annotation, cellular component: cytoplasm. Gene Ontology annotation, biological process: protein phosphorylation; intracellular signal transduction.
UUUCCGGUUCCGGUGAAGAUGGCGGAGAAAGGGAAAGCGGAAGCCGGCGGGAGGGUGAAGAUCGGACAUUACAGCCUGGGGGACACCCUGGGGGUGGGGACAUUCGGGAAAGUGAAGGUUGGGAUGCACGAGUUAACUCAGCACAAGGUUGCAGUGAAAAUCCUGAACCGCCAGAAGAUUCGCAGCCUUGACGUCGUCGGCAAAAUCCGUCGGGAGAUCCAGAACCUCAAACUCUUCAGACACCCGCACAUCAUCAAACUGUACCAGGUGAUCAGUACUCCGACAGACAUAUUCAUGGUGAUGGAAUACGUGGCAGGUGGGGAACUCUUCGAUUACAUCUGUAAGAAUGGGAAGCUGGACGAGAAGGAGAGCAGACGCCUCUUCCAGCAGAUCAUCUCAGCGGUCGAUUACUGCCAUCGACACAUGGUGGUGCACCGGGACCUGAAACCAGAGAACGUGCUGCUGGAUGCACAGAUGAAUGCCAAAAUUGCCGACUUUGGUCUCUCAAAUAUGAUGUCAGAUGGAGAGUUCCUGAGAACCAGCUGUGGCUCCCCCAACUAUGCUGCCCCUGAGGUUAUUUCCGGAAGGCUGUACGCUGGGCCGGAGGUGGAUAUCUGGAGCUGUGGAGUGAUACUCUAUGCUCUGCUGUGUGGCACUUUACCAUUUGAUGAUGAUCAUGUCCCCAUGCUCUUUAAGAAGAUCUGUGAUGGGAUCUUUUACACACCGCAGUACCUCAACCCGUCUGUCAUCAGCCUCCUCAAGCACAUGCUGCAGGUUGACCCGAUGAAGAGAACUACCAUCAAGGACAUCCGGGAGCACGAGUGGUUUAAGCUGGAUCUGCCUAGGUACCUGUUCCCAGAGGAUCCUGCCUACAGCACCAGCAUGAUCGAUGAUGAGGCCCUGAAGGAAGUGUGUGAGAAGUUUGAGUGCAGCGAGGAAGAGGUGUUGAACUGUUUGUACAGCCGUAACCACCAGGACCCGCUGGCUGUGGCCUAUCACCUCAUCAUCGACAAUCGGCGCAUUAUGAACGAGGCCAAAGAUUUCUACCUGGCUUCCAGCCCACCAGACAGUGCCUCCUUCCUUGACGAUCAGCACUUUGUCUCCAGGGUUCACCCCGAGCGGGUGCCCUUCCUGGUAGCAGAGGCUGCCCCCAGGCCCCGGCACACCCUGGACGAGCUGAACCCCCAGAAAUCCAAACAUCCCGGGGUACGCAGAGCCAAGUGGCACCUGGGCAUCCGGAGCCAGAGCCGGCCAAACGACAUCAUGGCCGAAGUGUGUCGUGCCAUGAAACAGCUGGGCUAUGAGUGGAAGGUGGUAAACCCCUACUACUUGCGAGUUCGGAGAAUGAACACCACCACAGGGACAUUUUCCAAGAUGAGUCUUCAGUUGUACCAGGUGGACAGCCGCACCUAUCUGGUGGAUUUCCGCAGCAUUGAAGCGGAAGAGGUGAUUGAGCCCAGAUCCGGUUCCACCACUCCUCGGCGUUCCGGCUCCAUCAGCAGCUAUCACCGGAGCGGUUCAAAAAACGACUCGGACACAGAUUCUACGGGGAAGCCUGCUGACGGGACCAUGUCGUGGUCUGGGACCUCACUGGCCGAGUCUGGCCUCCCCUCUGAGCUGAGCCCAAGGCCUGGCAGUCACAUCAUUGAAUUUUUUGAAAUGUGUGCCAAUCUGAUUAAGCUACUGGCUCGAUAAUGGAUGCCAGUUCCUCCUUUCUCUGUCUCCGCAUUACAGUCUGAUCAACUUUCACACGCAAUGCACAAAGCAACAUGGAGAAACAGAUUAAUGCUUCGAAACAUCUUGCUCUAAACUUCUAUUUCACCUUGAGCGUUAAGCUACUGCCGGCAGUGUGAAUCAGGAAGUGAGGCUGAGAGUUUAGAGUUACUUAUGUGUUCCCUUCUCUCUGUGUCACUUGCUAGUCCUGUCCUUAGCUGUCUGUAGCUGGUGGUACGCUGAUGUGAAUCCAUUGCUUUGCUGCGUCUUUUACAACGUGGAAGUACUAUGUGUCGGACUGGAGCCCAGUGUUUGCCCCCUGCACCCCCCUCUGAUCUAGUUGUCCAAUGUCUGUCCAUUGAUUGGAACUGACCCAAAUCCAACUCGACAAGUGAAUUCAGUGAGGGAUGAGCAGAAUUGUCUGGCAGCCUUUCAAGUAGAGAGGCUUGACAGUGUCAAGUCCCUUAAGAUGCACCACAGCCAACACCACCGUGCAGCAGUGUUCCAUACACUGGCGUUGGGUUGUCUGCUCUGUGAUAGUCUCAACCGUAGUGAACGACCCCUCUCAGGGCUUUUGUCCACAGAUCAUUGCACAGUUUUAAACUCUUUAUUCUGGAAGUGUUAGCUUGACCUCUUUCUAAGGUGGUUUCCUCAAAGGAACUCAUGGAUUCUGUCCCCUCAGCUGUUUGGAAAUCAGCUGGCCAUAAGAGUUUAUAGCUUACUGGAGCCUGCGUAUUGGAACUCAAUGCCCUGUCUGAUUUGGGGAGAGCUGCAACUGGAAAGAUAAGUCCUGAGUUAGCUAGUUGUAUUUAUAUAAUAAUUUUAUUACAGUAAGAGAUCCCAGUUCCCUGAGCUCUGGAUUUGCCAGAUUGUACUUUCUUUGUACUGGUUGCUGCCUGUGACAGUGUGACAGCCAUCAAAUGGUCAGGGUUUUCCAUUAGGGAUUCGUUGACUCAUCUGCACAGGUUGAGAUGCUAGCUGUCCUUCAGGCAUUGGUCACUGUUAGAGCCUUGGUAUUGGGACUGAAUGGUCAGUGUGGUCUGGGAAAUGGUGGUGAUGGGGAGGUGGGGGUGAUGCCUGUAGGAAGCCAAAUGUCUCAGGCUCUGAGACCUGUUCAAAUGGAGCCCAGAUCAAGAGAUGGAAGCUGCCUUUUACCGUGUUCUAAACUCGGGAGUUUGAGGCAACCGCAUGGUGGCUCACAGCAACAAGUGCUCUGGGAACACAAGCACAUGGCCAUUCAUUGUGAAUUUUUCUAUCACCUUUUUAGAAUAAAGGGUAGUUGAGUAGGAGAUCAGGAAUUUAACACUGUAGAGGGAGGGAGGUAGUAGGUCUUGGGCAAUGUGGAAUCACAGAAUUGUUUCAGUGUAGAAGGAGGCUAUUCGUACCAUCAUGUCUGCACCGGCUCUCCGAGCAUUUUAACUUAGUGCCAGUCUCCUGCCUUUUCCCCAUAACCCUGCACAUUGUUUCUAUUUAAAUAAUCAUCCAAUGCCCUCUUGAACGCCUCAAUUGAGCCUGCCUCCACCACACUUCCAGGCCGUGCAUUCCAAACCCUAACUACUUGCUGUGAGAAAAAGCUUUUUUUCACCUCACACUUGCUUAUUUUGGAAAACACUUUAAAAUUGUGCCCUCUGGUUCUCGAUCCGUUUACGAGCAGGAACAGUUUCUCCCUAUCUACUCUGUGCAGGCUCCUCAUGAUUUUAAAAACUUCUAUCAAGUCUCCUCUUAUCCUUCUCCUCUCCAAGGAAGUAUCGAACCCUGUGUUGUGCCUCCUCUGGGAGUUCCAUAAAAAAAUUCCAUAAAAGAAUAAAUAAAAAGUAUCACUGGCAAGGCCAGCAUUUGUUGCCCAUCAUUAAUUGCCCUUAAAGUGAGUGGCUCACGAGGUCAUUUCAGAGGGCAUUUAAGAGUCAAC